AUGACCCUCCACCAGCCCCGCUACAGGAUUGACAGGUCCAUCUACACAUCCGCCAGCUUUGAUGAACAAUAUGAGAAGAAAGAAAGGAGCUACCCCACCUGGGAGAAACUGCGCAAUCAGUUCAGGUGUUCAGGCCCACGAGUUAAGGCCCUCCUGUUCAGACUUUUCCCAAUCAUCACUUGGCUUCCUAAGUACAAAGUAAAAGAGUCUCUGCUUGUUGAUGUGCUCAGCGGUGUGAGUGCCGGGACCAUUCAAGUGCCUCAAGGCAUGGCCUUUGCAUUGCUGGCUAACCUUCCACCGGUCAAUGGGCUCUACUCAUCUUUUUUCCCCCUCAUAACAUACUUCUUCAUGGGAUCAGCCCACCAAAUGGUACCAGGCACCUUUGCUGUGCUCAGCAUUAUUGUGGGCAUCGUCUGCAUGGACCUGGUGCCCCCAGCCACACUGAACAACAACAGCACCGCUGAGAAAUCUGCAGAGGAGGCUGCCCUUGAUAAUGCCCGUCUGGGGAUUUCCGCAACACUGGCGUGUCUCACAGCUCUUAUUCAGAUCAGCUUGGGACUGAUGCAGUUUGGGUUUGUGGCUAUCUACUUGUCAGAGUCAUUCAUCCGUGGUUUUAUGACAGCGGCUGGCUUGCAAAUUCUUAUCUCUGUGCUGAAGUAUAUUUUCGGGAUCCAUGUUCCUCCAUAUAGCGGACCACUAGCUGCUGUGAAAACCCUGAUAAACCUCUGCAGUAAUCUCCACAAAACCAAUGUAGCAUCACUCAUAUUUGCCCUUGUGAGCAGCGUGGCCUUGAUCAUUGUGAAGGAACUCAACUUGAAAUUCAAGCACAAAAUUCCUUUCCCCAUCCCUAUCGAGAUAAUAAUAGUCAUUGUGGCCACAGCUAUCUCUGGACCUCUGAACAUGCCCCAUAAAUACCAUAUGGAUAACGUUGGCCCAAUUCCUUUGGGUUUUCCAGCCCCUGUUCUCCCAGAGGUGAAAUACUGGGGGUAUAUGAUUGGCACGGCCUUCUCACUAGCAAUUGUAGGCUAUGUGAUAAACCUUGCUAUGGGUCGCACCCUUGCAGCCAGGCAUGGCUAUGACGUGGAUCCUAACCAGGAGAUGUUGGCUCUGGGCUGCAGCAACUUCUUUGGCUCCUUCUUUAAGAUUCACGUCAUCUGUUGUGCACUCUCAGUAACUCUAGCAGUGGAUGGUGCCGGUGGAAAGUCUCAGUUUGCCAGUCUCUGUGUCAUGUUGGUAGUUUUGGUGACGAUGCUUGCCCUUGGCGUUUAUCUUGAACCUCUCCCAAAGUCUGUUCUGGGUGCACUAAUAGCUGUCAAUCUGAAGAACACGUUGAAGCAGUUAUCGGACCCAUACUACUUGUGGAAGAAGAACAAGUUGGACUGUUGUGUUUGGAUGGUAAGCUUCCUAUCAGCUUUCUUUCUGAGCCUGCCCUAUGGUGUCGCUGUGGGUGUGAUCUUUUCCAUGAUGGUGGUGGUCUUCCAGACGCAAUUUCGAAACGGCUCUGCUGUUGGUCAAGUUCUAGGCACAGACCUUUACAAGAAUCCUAAAGUGUACAGCCAGGUUCAGGAUUUGAAUGGAAUCAAAAUUGUCACCUACUGCUCUCCAAUUUACUUUGCAAAUGCAGAAAUUUUCCGGCAGAAGGUCAUUAACAAGACCGGACUGGACCCUGGAAAAAUGUUGAUCGAGAACAAGAAGUUCUUCAAGAAGGAAAAGGAAAUGAAGAGCAAUGCCAAACGCAGAUCUUUGAAAAACUCAAAGCAGCAGGCAGUGUCCAUGCAGGAGCUCAAAACCGACUUUGACCCAACCAUUGACUCUAACAACAACAUGGAGACCAGCAGCAGCAACUUUUCUUAUGUCAACUUCAACAGCAACAGCGUUGUGGACCUGGACAGCAUUCCCUCAUUUACAGAGCCAGCAGCAAAGCCCCCUGCCCCUCCAUUUCACACCCUGAUCCUGGAUCUAGCUGGUGUCUGCUUUGUUGACCUCAUGGGCAUAAAGACUCUCACUCAGAUGACCUCCUGUUAUCAGAAGGUUGGAAUAAAACUAUACCUGGCGAAUGUUCAAGCUCAAGUGUUUGAGGAGCUAGAUGCUGGGGGUGUCUUCAAAGAUGGCAGCCUUGACAAAAAGCAUCUCUUUCUCUCUGUUCAUGAUGCUGUACUUUGGGCUUUGGAGGAAACAAGUGACACGUUGGAGCAGGAGACUCUAGACAAGGAGAAUUCUGGAGAGAAUAACCAAGAAAUGGAGGAAUUAAAUAUACAUGAUCUUGAAGAGGAAAUGUUUGGGUCAAUGUUUGAUAAGAGUGAGUACAUUUAA
Molecule: messenger RNA, 2313 nt
Organism: Polypterus senegalus (gray bichir)
Lineage: Eukaryota; Metazoa; Chordata; Cladistia; Polypteriformes; Polypteridae
Product: solute carrier family 26 member 9-like
Biological process (GO): transmembrane transport
Cellular component (GO): membrane
Molecular function (GO): chloride transmembrane transporter activity; oxalate transmembrane transporter activity; bicarbonate transmembrane transporter activity
Source: RefSeq, a predicted model, not a curated record